Salmo salar (Atlantic salmon) is the source of this 5895-nucleotide messenger RNA. RefSeq names its product DNA-binding protein RFX7. The record is from RefSeq and is a predicted model, not a curated record. Gene Ontology annotation, molecular function: RNA polymerase II cis-regulatory region sequence-specific DNA binding; DNA-binding transcription factor activity, RNA polymerase II-specific. NCBI's taxonomy places the organism in Eukaryota, Metazoa, Chordata, Actinopteri, Salmoniformes, Salmonidae. Gene Ontology annotation, biological process: regulation of transcription by RNA polymerase II.
CCUGCAAGCAGCAUUGCCUUCCGUAGCCUGCAGCAGGCGUGCUCGCUGUUUGCAGCAGUGCCCAGCCUCUCUCUGCGAAAUAAUGCUUUUUGUAUUCCCGCAUGCAGUUUGUUUUCUUUUAUAAAAUGUCAAGUGCAGGCAAAUCAUAGUCUUAACCGUCAUGGUCUAUCGUCGAUACAGUAGGUUGACCUAGCUAAUACGAUCCUCAUCAUCAAACGGUGGGUACUCCGCUCUGGCGUCAUGCAUGCACUGCCACAGCCGGGGAACCAACGCUAUAUCAAGGUAUAAACAGGAUGAGGCCUAUUUGUUAGACCCCGACCAACCCAUCUCCGCUCAACGAGAAUAUCAUCGUGAUGGCCGAUGAUGAACAACAACAACCUGGUCAGCUGAAGCCCAGCUCGGGAUUGGGCUCUCUUCCAACGUUAGUACCAGGACUACAGGGCCCCGAGGCCAAUGCGUUGCAGUACAAAAUAAAGAAUUCAAUUUGCAAAUCUGUACAAUCAAAAGUGGACAACAUAUUGCAAGAUGUUGAGAAGUUUACAGACAUCGAGAAACUCUACCUCUACCUUAAGUUGCCUUCUGGUCCCAACAAUGGCAUUGAUAAAAGGACUGAGAAUCAGAGAGCCUCCACUCCUGGACUAUGUGACCAGAGUGGCAUGUCGUCCAGCCGAACACAGCAGAUGUACGCUUUCAACUGGAUCCGGAAUCACCUAGAGGAGCAUCCUGAGACAUCACUGCCAAAGCAAGAGGUGUACGACGAAUACAAGAGCUACUGUGACAGUCUUGCCUACCACCCACUGAGUGCUGCAGACUUUGGAAAGAUCAUGAAGAAUGUCUUUCCCAACAUGAAGGCUCGCCGCCUGGGCAUGAGAGGCAAAUCUAAAUACUGUUAUAGUGGACUGAGGAAGAAAGCUUUUGUUCACAUGCCUUCUCUGCCCAACCUAGACUUACAAAAAUCAGACGACGGGUGUGAGUUAAUGGAGCCGUCGUCGGGCCAGUCUCCCAGUGCAGAGGAUGAGAUGCGCUCAGCGGCCUGUGGCUUGGUGUGUGAGUGGGCUCAGAAGGUCCUCAGCAGACAGUUUGAUGCUGUGGAGGACUUGGCUCGCUUCCUGCUCAACAGUCACUACAUAGGAACCAAGUCCAUGGCUGCUCUCACCGUCAUGACUGGGGCUCCCACAGGUCUGAAGACGCCCACGCCAACCUCUGCGUUCGUGCCCACAUCCGAGGCCUCGUCCUUCCAGCCGCAGGUGAAGACGCUGGCCUCUCCCUCAGUGGACGCCAAGCAACAGCUCCAGAGGAAGAUCCAGAAGAAACAGCAGGAGCAGAAGCUCCAGUCCCCCUUGCCUGGAGAGGCCCAGGGACAGGGACAGAACCAGGCCAGGAGGACCGAGGCCAGCACCCCAGGGCCAGCUAUCCCCUGUGGAAGUCCUGCAAUGCUCUCACCACAACCUACCAUUGGUAUAGUGGUGGCAGCUGUCUCCAGCCCCAUCACGGUCCAGAGGAGCAGGCAGCUGAUGACUUCCCCUAGCCCAGUGGGAUCCGCCGAGGGGAAGGUCCUGCCAACGGUCAAUUUCCAGGUGGUCACCCACACCCAGUCUCUGACCCACAGGCAGUCCCCGAAGACGCCCCAAAACAUCUCAGCCAGCCCCGUGGGCGACCGCCUGGCCAGGCACAGGUACCCCCAGAUCCUCCCCAAGCCCUCAGCCACAGGGGCCAUCACCCUGCGUUCGCCCCCCACCCUGCUCAUCACCAACAGCCCCAUCAAGACCCACCAUGUUGUCAAGAUGACCGCCAUCUCCCUGGCCCCUAGCAACACUCUCAGUACCAGCAGUAACAGUAUGGUCCUCAGGCCAGCUUCAGCCUCGGCCGGGGUGGGAACCACCACCACCACCACCACCUUUACCACCAUCGCUGCCCUAGAGGAGGUCCAGCAAAAGGGACAGAGCCAGGGAGGCCCCCCAGCCCCAGCCACCCCCCAGUCCCCUGCAGCAUGGCCUGGUGCCCCACCCUCCACCCCUAUUCCCACAGUGGCCCCUGAGGCCAUCAUCACUGAUAAUAACCCGGGCUGUAACUCUGAUAAACGGAGCACCAUAAAGCAGUCCCCCUGUGGGGCCAAGGGUCCAGAGAGAGCCACCAAGUACCGGGCGGCCAGCGAACCCUCGCUUAUGGUCAAAUGCUCACCAGGACCUGACAGAGUGACCGCCAGGACCAAAAGCGUCUCAUUCUCCUCCACCUCUCCUCCAGCUGCUGCCACCAAUGCAGCGAUCAAGUGGGCGGGGCCUCAGCAGGACUGCAAUAAGAGCAUCAUCGCCACCACCUGUCACCAAGAAAGUCCUUUGUAUCUGACCGUUGCUCCCUCGGCCAAUCAAAAUGCUCCUAGCGUCAGCGGAAUGUCCUCUUCGUCCAAUGGCUCGUCGGCUGUUACCUUAUUGUCCCCUAAAGACUCCUCGUCCGGGGUCAAGAGCCCCAGGAAGCGGGCCGGCCCCGGGCUGGAUUCCUCCCACGUCAUCCCUGUGAAGCGCGUCUUCAUCUCCCAGCAGCCUUUGAGUGUGACCUUUGACCCCAAACCAUGGGUCCCAGCUAGACCUGGCACUCCUGCCAGACCUGAGAGCGCCCCCUGUCGAGUGACGGUGAAACAACACCUAGUGCCCACGAAGAUCCUUGCGCUGUCCGACUCGCCUGUCACGAACGCAGAGAUCUCCUCCCUCUCCUUCUCUUCUUCUCAGGCUGUUGUCAGUGUGAAGCCCCAGGUCUCCUCGUUGCUGGUAGUGAAACGCGAAGACCCGUCCUCUCAAGGACUAACACUAAGCACUGUCAGCAGUCACACCAGCAGCACUGAUAGCACCACCACCACAGUGUCUGAGCAGCAGCAACCCUCUGAGGCCUCUGUCUCUGUGAUGGCGGUAGGAGCACAGCAACACUCUGAGGCCUCUGUCUCUGCGAUGGCAGUAGGAGCACAGCAGCAAUCUGAGGCCUCUGUCUCUGUGAUGGCGGUAGGAGCACAGCAGCAAUCUGAGGCCUCUGUCUCUGCGAUGGCAGUAGGAGCACAGCAUCAAUCUGAGGCCUCUGUCUCUGCGAUGGCAGUAGGAGCACAGCAGCAAUCUGAGGCCUCUGUCUCUGCAAUGGCGGCAGGAGCACAGCAUCAAUCUGAGGCCUCUGUCUCUGUGAUGGCAGUAGGAGCACAGCAUCAAUCUGAGGCCUCUGUCUCUGCGAUGGCAGUAGGAGCACAGCAUCAAUCUGAGGCCUCUGUCUCUGCGAUGGCAGUAGGAGCACAGCAGCAAUCUGAGGCCUCUGUCUCUGCGAUGGGGGACAUAAAGAGCACAAUGUGGGAGGAGUCAGCUGCGGGGCAUCCGGAAGAGCUGCAGAAACAGACCUUCAGUCAGAAUAUACCAGCAGACCACACGAAGCAGCAGGCCCUGGGCUCCACCAUGAACCAACACCAACUCCCAAACAUCAUGUCCCAGACUUCAGACUCCUCUGACCAGUUAUCUGGCCUUCACCAGGAGAUGGUGGACUUCGCCUCCUCAGCCUCCCAGCACGGCUCCACCAUGGACUACUUCUCAUUUAACGAUGAUGAUAUGACCCAGGACAGCAUAGUAGAGGAAUUGGUUCAGAUGGAAGAACAGAUGAAGCUGAAGGGCCUGCAGCCGCUGUUCAGUAGCUGUGUGGAUAAUAUCUCUCUCCAGGGCCAGCCUGGGGGCCCCCAGGGGUCCAUCCUCAACACCCACCACCAGGGGGGUAGCUCCUCUUUCUACCAGUCUGCCCAUAGCAGCACAACCCCCAUCCAGACUCCCACCCCGACUCCCACUCCGACUCCAACCCCGACCCCCACCGAGAUGACUCUCGGUGGGCACGGGCUGACCAGAGAGAGCCCCUGCUGCCAUCACAGCAUGGCCCCUAUCACGCCCGUGGAGGUCCCUCUAGGAGGCCGACACACCCCUAUAAGCGCUCUGUCUAACUGUUCUAGCGGCAUCCCGCCCAGCCCGGUGGAGUGCAGGAACCCGUUUGCCUUCACACCUAUCAACUCCAGCAUGGCAGGGGGUUACCAUGAUGCCUCCGUGGUGUCUGUCUCCUCCAGUCCCAUCAAGCCCAUGCAGAGACCCAUGGCCACUCACCCAGAUAAGGCUAAACUGGAGUGGAUCAACAACCGUUACAACAGUAGUGGUACUGAAGCUAUUGGAGGAGUCGGAGCAGGGCCAGGGUCUGGGUUAUCCAUCUCUAACCACAGCCUUGGUGGACUCCUGCCUAGUUACCAGGAUCUAGUGGAUGACCAUUUCCGUAAGCCGCAUGCCUUCGCUGUUCCGGGCCACAGUGGCCAGUCUUUCCAGUCUCAGUCCAGACUGCAGGAUGGCGAACACUUCUCUCCCAUCUCCCCGGUGCAACAGCAGAUGACCAGCGUGUCGACCACGCCCACCAACACUCCAACCAAACAGGAUGAGAGCUUUGCUGUGCCCGCCCCUUUAGACAACAAGGGCGGAGCCUUGUCGUCAGGGGGCGGGACGUUCCGUUGCCGUAGCGUCAGCCCCGCCGUGCGCCAGAGGACCUUCAGCGGUACCGGCAUAACCCCCGGCACUGGCUCAACCACUCAAUUGGUAGUCUCCCCUUUCAGCUCCCCCAUGACCUCCUCCGAGAUUCUCAGCUUCCUGUCCAACAGCCAAUCGGUGGGCAGUAACCUCCACAGCAUGGCCCAGCGCAGCCAAUCGGUGCCCUUAAACAUCAUGAUGCAGAGCGUUGUGGAGAUGGAGCUGCUUCCUGUAGAGAUGCAGGCCAUCCAGGGACAGAACCAGAGUAAUGCCACUAAGAUCACCAACGUCCUGUUGAGUAAGAUGGACUCUGGCGUGGACGACACAGUCAGGGGCCUGGGCAUCAACAACUUCCCCUCCAACUACACUGCCCGCAUGAACCUCACCCAGAUGCUGGAGACCCAGUCUCAGAGCCAGGCCACCAAUGGGAGCUUCACAACCGGAAGGGGAGGAGGUAACACCCACCAAUCCCACCUUCAGCUGCAGACCGUCAGCUCCAGCCCUGCCUCCUUCGACCUCCAGCAGCAUGGGGGCUACCUCACCAGCGCUGGAGGAGGCGGGGGGGGGAUGAGCUUCUCCUCUGGAGACAACCAAGCACAAUCAGGUCCUGGUGAGAACGUGGACCUGGAGCUACAGCAGAUCCAGGGCCUCCAAGAGCUUCAGGGAGACUCUGGACAACUCCAGACCCAGCUCCAAUCCCAGGCUAGACUGCUCCAGAGUCCCCAUCCCCAGCUCCAGGGCGGGCUCCAGCUUCUCCAGCCCCAGUCCCAGGUACUCCUCCAGCCCACCCCCACCCAGCAGCAGCAGGAGGAUGACGCCCAGCAACAGCUAGACUUCAACAACACUGUUAAAGACCUGUUAGGUGAUGACGGCCUCAACGUUGACGCUGAAGGCCUCAACCCCAGCUCUCAACUGGUCGGUCAGGUGGCGUCAGAGCUUAACGCCGCCGUGGUGUCCGACUUCACCAAUGACAUCAGGUUGACCUCCGACCUCUCCAACAGCAUCACUGACCUGAACACACUGGACGCCAACCUCCUGUUCAAUCCGUCCAAUCAGCAGCAAGAACAGUACGAAGACGCCACACUGGAAGAGCUGAAGAACGAUCCUCUGUUUCAGCAGAUAUGUAGUGAUACUGUGAACUCCUCGUUCGACUGGCUAGAGAGCAAAGACCAGCCUACUACCGUAGAGAUGUUGGGCUAAUGUUGUUAUUGAAUGCAUCCCGAAUGGAUGCUUAUUCCCUACAUACUGCACUACUUUUCAUCAGGGUCCAUAGGGUCGAACCCAUAGGGCCUGGUCAAACGAAGUGCACUAUAUAGGGAAUAGGAUGCCAAUUCAAAUGCAAACCGGUAUUUUUAAAUAAGUAUUUAUGGUU